This is a messenger RNA of Eruca vesicaria subsp. sativa (arugula), 1581 nucleotides long. NCBI's taxonomy places the organism in Eukaryota, Viridiplantae, Streptophyta, Magnoliopsida, Brassicales, Brassicaceae. The record is from the annotation of a GenBank genome assembly.
AUGGAGAAACAGAGCAUCACAAACACUUCUUCUUCAUCUUCUUGGACCCGUGGUGCGUGCAUCGGAAGAGGUUGUUUCGGUACAGUCAGCACGGCGAUCAGCAAAACAGACGGUGAAAUUUUCGCAGUGAAGUCCGUGGAUCACGCCACGUGUCUUCCCACUCAAUUAGAGUCUCUAGAGAACGAAAUCUCCGUUCUCCGUUCGCUCACGCCUCAUCCUCACAUAGUGCAAUUCCUUGGCGACAGAACCUCGAAAGAAGGAACGACGUCGUUUCGCAAUCUCCACUUAGAGUAUCUCCCAGAAGGUGACGUGGCUAAAAACGCUCCCGGAGGAAUCGACGAGACUCUUCUAAGGCGUUACACGGCGUGCCUCGUCUCCGCUCUCCGCCACGUCCACUCGCGAGGUUACGUUCACUGCGACGUCAAGGCGAGGAACGUUCUCAUCAUCAGCCGGAGCUCCGGAGUCAAGCUAGCGGAUUUCGGGUCGGCGAUGAAAUUUAGCAGACCGGAGGCUACGGCUCGGAUUACGCCACGUGGAAGUCCACUUUGGAUGGCUCCGGAGGUGAUCAGAGGAGAGUAUCAAGGGCCGGAGAGCGACGUGUGGUCUCUUGGCUGCACGGUCGUAGAGAUGCUCACUGGUAAACCCGCUUGGGAAGAUCUCGGGGUUGACUCGUUGAGUCGAAUCGGUUUCUCAGACGAGUUACCGGUUGUCCCAGUGAUGAAGCUGUCGGAAACGGGACGGGACUUCUUAGACAAGUGUCUGAAGAGAGACAUGAAGCAGAGAUGGAGUUGCCAUCAGCUUUUGCAGCAUCCGUUUCUGUCUGAGUCUCAGUCUAUCGACUCGUGUCGCACUGAGUCAUCUCCACGUUAUGUACUUGACUGGGUUAACUCGGACGAAGAAGAAGAAGAGGAAGUAGAGAGAAGCGAGUGGAGUUCGAAACUCAAAUUUACGGCGAUGGCAAGGAUCUGUAAUUUAGCGACGACCCAAAGGCUAAAUUGGGAAAUAGAUGGUUGGGUGGAUGUUAGAAGCCACCCUUCUGAAGAGGAAGAGGCAACGAUAGAAUACUUGGACUACAACACUUCAUUGAAUCCGUACGAUGACGUGGCUGAUGAGUCGGCGAGGAUUGACGGUUCCGUGUAUCCGAAUAGACCGCCGGGAAACCGGGACUCGGCGGCGGAGGUGCCAUAUGAACGGGCUUGCGAAAAAUAUCUCCGCAAUGGAACUUUGAUUGAGGACAGUGAAUCUGAAGAGUCUGUUCAUGAUGAUGGUGAUAUGGGAGGAGCUCCUCCUGCUGAUGAUCAUGCCGGUGGUGAACGUGAUCAAACCCCUGAACCUCGCCCUUCGAUGAGACGACGUCCCAUUAGUGACGCCAUGGAUACGUACCACCUAUUGCACACUAGCUACCCCAAGCUGAUGUCAAGUCUAUGUCUCCCAGAAGAUGACAAACUUAGUUUUGGUAAGAUGACCAAAGGAAGAGGUGAAAGGAGGACUCAGAAGCUGGCACAUCUUAGAGCUCAAGCUCACUGUGAUGAAGCAGAAGCUGGUCAGGUGCAGGCAAAAGCAAACUUACACUACAGAUGA